GCGCUUUGCAUCUUUGGUCCAUACCAGUAACAAAGUACAUGCAUACAAGAACUGUUUGUGUAAAAGUGUUAAAUUUAUUAAAUUAUGUCUUGUGGCCCAGAAUGUCUGUCGCUGGGUCCUCCCCCAGACUCCAUAGUGUACAUGCCGCCGCCUCCUCUGCCGGCGUUUCUGGCGGACGUCGCGAACUUGACCCCUCCGUGCCGCGCCUCCAAGUGUCCUCCACAACACAACAGUGAGGAUAACUCGCUGUUCCCUGGCGUGGAGUACCACGAGCUGCCGCGUCAUGCAGAGCCGGCCACUAGCGACGACACGUGGUUCCUGGUGUUAAUUACCAGCUGCGUCGCCGUGCUCUGCAUCGCAGCUCUACUGGCUCUGUUUCUGUUCAAAUGCAGAGAAGCGAGAGGAGGCUGUAAAUCUGGAUCAGGAAAAGCCAGUGGAUCGAACGCCUUAUAUGGCAGCGCUGCACUAGAUUCACGCGUGCUCUGGGCGGCAUUGACUCCCAGAGGAACUCGCCACUUCGUGGCAGACACGUACCCUCAUGAUGAGACCGACGACCAUCACUACGAAUGUGUGGAGCCACCACUAUACAAGCUCGGCCCUCCAGAAGACCUGGCCAUCACCAGACAUUACAACGUCGAAUAUGAAGACCCCGCGCCCCUUAUCGAAAGCUAUUCGGACAGGACUGAAGAAUAUUUCCGCAAUGGAAUAGAAACCCUGCGCAGGAAUAACCGACCGCUGGUUUCCUCGCCAACCAGAAUCGAGAGGCCAAAUCUGCCGCCACUGAAUCUUCAGCCCAGGACAUUGCGGAGGGCUCCGCAUUCACGCCGAGUUAGCGAUGCGAAUAAUUCGGAGAAAGCGACCAUCUGAACCGAGAAUGGCGCGGUAUUUUCCGUCGCCGAUACAACUGAAGUCGAUUACGAUUGGUCGAUUGCCGAUUCAAAUGUAGAUCGAUUAGUAUAAAACUACGUACGGAAGGUUUAGUAGUAGCAUAAGUAUAACCAUAAGAGAAAAUACUAAAAUUAAAGCUUCUACUUGUAAUCACAGUACCUACAGUUAGGGAAAAAAAACUAAUUCUAGUUUUUGCCUGCGAUUCAGCUCUUAGAUUGUCCUAUAGAUUUUAUGCUAACAAUUUAGAACUGGAAUUUGCUGAACGCAGUCUUGCUGCAUCUGCGAAUACAGAAUGCAAUAAGUAGUGAAAAUUACUGAUAACGGAUGCCAUUUUAGGCUCAUUUCACUAUUAACUCGGCAUAUAUGUACGAUUAAUUUUUAUUAAAGCAUUAUGUAAUUGUUUGCCCAAAACUGAUUGUAUAUUUCCGAUAGAUAAAAAAAUUGUUUUAUAAAAGGCAUUUAUUUUCUCAAAAUUGAUUCCUUUAGAUUUUUUUUUGAUGUUAUUUCUAAUAUAUACUAGAUACUACUACCGCUUCGGAAACAAAUGGCAAAAUAUAGAGUUUCAUGUCGAGAUUUUAAUUUUAUUUUAAUCACUUAACUAAAGGGAAGUUAGUAAGUAAGUAAGCCUAAGAGGAAGUGGUAGCCGCGUUCAAAAAUUUUAGAAUUGAUUAAUUUUAUUUUUGGGUUAAUGUAUCGUUAAAAAGAAGUACCUACUUUAUUAAAAGUAAAAAUAAACUUUAAAUGCGAUCGUAAGAACAUUAUAUUCAAGAAUUAUAUAAAUUAUUAUAACUUCAUUAUUAUAAUAUAAGUACGUAAUAUCUAUUUUUGUGGAAGUAAAGACCAAAAUAAUCAGCAAGUAAAUUAAUUAAGCACCUUUAAUAAAGAUCGGUUCACUGGUAUUUUUUUAUAUUUUGAAGCUAUGGUAGAAAGAUCACAAUAAAUAUACAAAUUCUACAUUAAGUGUUAAUAAUAAGGUGUAAUUAGUACUAAUAAUUUUAUCUAGUCACUAGCAUAUAUAAGUCAAAAAUUUCAAAAUUAUAUACUCAAUGGAUGUCUAUAUUCUCUAGGUCAUGUUCUUUAUUUAUUAGUUUCGUAAUCAAGCACCGAUAAGUUACAAAAAUUAUUUAUACUGAAAUGAUAAUUCUAUGAUAGAAUAAUUUAGUUUGUAAUAUUAAUGCUAAUUUUGUACGAUACAAUAAAUUAUAUUUGGCUGCGUGAUUUUAUUUA
Molecule: messenger RNA, 2115 nt
Organism: Leptidea sinapis
Lineage: Eukaryota; Metazoa; Arthropoda; Insecta; Lepidoptera; Pieridae
Exons: 4
Coding region: 85-867 (260 amino acids)
Source: RefSeq, a predicted model, not a curated record